AUGGCAAGCUCUGCUGCUUCAUGCCCUCCUUCAAUCAUGUCCUCCUGCCAGCGUCUGGAAGGAAGAAAUGGGGCAUCCAGUACCCCCAAAUCACUGGCCUUCUCCAUUGAAAGAAUUAUGGCUAAGUCUUCAGAGCCCAAGCCUACAAUUUUUGACCAGAACCAUGCACUGGACAGCGAUGCUAAGAAGAUCUUGAACCUUUGUUCUCCAAUCCCAUGCAUGAUCCCAGUGCAGUCCUUGGGUUAUGAUGUCCACUCCAAGACUCUGCUGAAUUAUUCGGAGCUGUGGAAGAACAGUUUGAGGGCUCCUGUGUGUCACUCUUCUGGGUUGUGCAAAGCUAACUGUGCCAUGUGCUGCAAGAACGACCUCAACAUGGGGCACUCGGUCGUGCCAAGCAGUAGGGUGGUCAAACCUCAGGUGAUCAACCAAACAGUAGGGAUGCCACCAGGGACUAAUGGACCUCUCUAUUACUUCAACUACUUGGACUCUGCCUACAACCCCUCAGAUAUCCUCAAUGGACAGCUCAUUCCCUCUAGCAUUUUAAAUGCCCAGUCCCAGGCGACACUAAGUGCCCACCAUAAACUGUACUUAUUGGAAAAUGCUAAAAUUUCUAGCCUUUGUCCAGACAAAUACCCCAUUCCUCAAUAUCCACAUAAGGAGCGUCUACCAGGCCAACUGGACCAGGUGAUGAAAGAAAACAGUGCCCUGGCUGUGGACAGGAACCCCAAGAGCCACAGCAAACUUAGUGCCAACCCCAUUGAUGGGAAACCCAAGAUCUUCACCUGUGAAGUGUGUGGCAAGGUUUUCAAUGCACAUUACAAUCUGACCAGACACAUGCCAGUUCACACAGGGGCCAGACCGUUUGUCUGCAAAGUUUGUGGCAAAGGAUUUAGGCAAGCCAGUACCCUGUGCAGACACAAAAUCAUCCACACACAGGAAAAACCCCAUAAGUGUAAUCAGUGUGGAAAAGCGUUCAACAGAAGUUCUACCUUAAACACCCACAUUAGAAUCCAUGCAGGGUAUAAACCUUUUGUAUGUGAAUUUUGCGGCAAAGGAUUUCACCAAAAAGGAAAUUAUAAAAACCACAAAUUAACCCACAGUGGAGAGAAGCAGUAUAAAUGUACAAUUUGCAACAAGGCUUUUCAUCAAAUCUAUAACCUGACCUUCCACAUGCACACACACAAUGACAAGAAGCCUUUUACUUGUGGGACUUGUGGAAAAGGUUUUUGCAGGAACUUUGACUUAAAAAAACACGUGAGAAAAUUACAUGACAACGUUUCGGCCUCCUCUUCCAUGAAAGAGAUAUCCAGGACUGUGCAGAACUGA
Messenger RNA from Bufo gargarizans (Asiatic toad), 1326 nucleotides. RefSeq names its product FEZ family zinc finger 2 (gene FEZF2). Gene Ontology annotation, cellular component: nucleus. The coding region runs from base 1 to 1326 and encodes 441 amino acids. The transcript has 4 exons. NCBI's taxonomy places the organism in Eukaryota, Metazoa, Chordata, Amphibia, Anura, Bufonidae. The record is from RefSeq and is a predicted model, not a curated record.